Molecule: messenger RNA, 3757 nt
Organism: Ipomoea triloba (trilobed morning glory)
Lineage: Eukaryota; Viridiplantae; Streptophyta; Magnoliopsida; Solanales; Convolvulaceae
Product: probable LRR receptor-like serine/threonine-protein kinase At1g53430
Exons: 29
Coding region: 173-3283 (1036 amino acids)
Biological process (GO): protein phosphorylation
Molecular function (GO): protein kinase activity; protein binding; ATP binding
Source: RefSeq, a predicted model, not a curated record
GAACUCCAUAGCCAUGCUCUUCAACACAAGUGCUCUAUUAUAGGAUCUUUGGUGAAAGGUUCGAAGGAGGAAAUCACCAACUUUCUACGGUUUUAAAAUCUUCUAGAGAGGAGGGGAUAGGCUGUGGACUCAAACAGAUAUCAAACAAAUCAUAUCAGAGAAUUAUUGAGACAUGGAAAAGGUGAUAUUAUUCCUAUUUUUGUUGCUGCUCUUCGCUCUCAACUCUCAACUAACCAUGGGAGAAGGAACUGUAACAACAAGAGGACCUAUUUCAAAAAUCUGCACUGAGAUACUCAACCUUGCUGACAAACAAGUCAAACCUCUUGGCACCGAAGAUGAGAGUGCCAUUACUAAAUUGCUUCGAUGUGAGACGAGGACUUCUAGCUCGAUUUGUAAAAUUCAAAGUCCAGAUACAGUUACUUGCGAUUGCAGUCUCGAUAAGGAUGUUUGCCGGGUGACAGAAAUUGAUAUUGCAUAUCGGAAUUUGGAUGGUAAAUUACCAGAAAUAAUCGGAAACCUUACAAAUUUAACAUCAUUAAGUUUGUAUUCGAACAAUUUUUUUGGCGAGAUUCCAACAUCAUAUGCAAAUUUAAAAAAUCUCAAGAAUUUGGAUCUUGAUGGCAACAAUUUGGAAGGAUCAAUACCCCUAUUUCUUGGUGAUAUGAAGUUGGAACUUUUGGAUCUAUCUGAAAAUUCAUUUGGCGGUCCAAUUCCACCUCAGUUGGCUUCUCUAAAAAAUCUAACAACUUUGGAUCUAUCUGGUAACUCAUUUGGUGGUCCAAUUCCAACUCAAUUGGCUUCCCUAAAAUAUCUAACAUUUCUGGAUCUAACCGGAAAUUUAUUCAGUGGUUCAUUUCCUAGUCACUUGAUUUCUCUUGUAAAUCUACAGUCUUUGUUUCUAGCUGAUAAUUUAUUUGAUGGUCCAAUUCCACCUCAACUAAACUCCCUUGUAAAUUUAGUGAAUCUGGACCUUAGUAACAAUGGCUUCUCUGGUCCUCUGCCCGAUAAGCUUGAAAAUCUACUUCUUCUUGAAUAUCUCAAUGUUCAAGGGAACAACUUGAGUGGGCGAAUCUCAGAUUUCACUGGACAACUACAAAACCUCACACAAUUGAUUCUACUGGGAAAUAAUUUCGAAGGUCCUCUCACUGCUGCUGCAUUUUCAAACUUGACAAAUCUUGUGGAAUUGAUGGUAAGCGACUUAGUUGGAGGAGGAGAGUCGCAGUUUCCUAAUUUUACAAAUAUGGAUUCCUUGAAAUAUCUGACAUUGAGGAACUGUUCACUUGCUGGCCCUAUUCCUGACAUCAUCUGGACUCUAACAAAUUUGUCUUUACUGGACUUGAGUUUCAAUAGUUUGUUUGGUCAAAUUCCAAAUCAUUCCACUCUCAUCUCACCAAUGUACAUAUUUCUCCGAGGAAAUAAGCUCAAUGGGACAAUUCCAACAUGGAUGAUCAAUUCGACUAUGAAUAUUGAUGUGUCUGAAAAUCUUUUCACAAAUAAUGUCGCACAAAUUCAAAAAUUGCAUUCAAACUCAUCUACGCUGAACUUUUUCUCAUCCCUUAAUUCCAGUGAUGACGGGGGUACAGAUUGGGAACAUGUUGGCUAUAGCUGCAGCAGCAAACUGAAAGACCAAUUAAAUGACAGUCUAUUUAUAAAUUGUGGUGGUGAAUCAAUGCAAAUAAAUGGAAAUAAUUAUGAAGGCGAUCUGAACUCAAAUGGAAGUUCAACUUUCUUUCUGAGUAGCAGUUUAAGAUGGGGUUAUAGUAGUAUGGGAACCUACUCAAAUGGCGAAUACAUAAUGAACAAUACAUGCAUUGUUGGUGUUGGUGAUGAAGCUCUUUACAGUACAGCACGUGUAUCCCCAAUCUCCUUGAAGUAUUAUGGAUUUUGUUUAAAGGAUGGUGAAUAUACUGUGGAACUUCACUUUGCUGAGUUAGUUAGCAACGGCAACUAUAAAACCCCAUAUCUCAACAAAUCAGGUCGAGUUUUUAAUGUGGAUAUCCAGGGAAUAAAUGUACUUAAUGAUUUCAACAUAGAAAAGGAAGCAAGGGGUGUAGGUAAGGCUUACAUAAACAAAACAGAAAAUGUUACAGUUAAGAAUAAUAGUCGACUGGAGAUUCACUUAUAUUGGUUAGGGAAGGGUUCAAUGUACACAGGUCCACUUAUAUCUGCAAUUUCUGUAUAUCCUUUCCUUCCAGAUAAAGCUAAAGAGACAAAGAGCGAUCCGUCUCCUCCAAUGAUGGCUCCUCCAAUGAUGGCUGCAAUCUCAUUAUCUGUCUUAAUUCUUUUGAUAGUGUUGAUAGUUUAUUUCUGGAAGAUUGAAGACAAUUCACAUGAAGGAAUGGUUGAGUUGUAUCCUGGAGGACUUUACAACUUCCAAAAAGUAAAAGCUGCUGCCAAAAAUUUCAAGCACGAGCUUGGUAAUGGUGCCUUUGGAACUUUCUAUGAGGCUACACUCGGUAAUGGAAUGGUGGUUGCAGUUGAAAAGGCUUCAGCCACAAAAGAUAUAAUACGUGCAUUUCGAGAAAAUGAUUCUACAAUUUCUCUCAAGGAACAUCCCAACUUUGUAAAGCUGAUGGGAUGCAUUGCAGAGAAGAACCAAUUGUUGCUUGUUUAUGAGGAUAUAGGCCAUAAUUCCCUUCAAAAUGCACUUUUUGGUUCAGACAGGUCGAGAUUAAAUUGGCCAAAAAGGCACAAUAUUUGCCUUGGCAUAGCAGAAGGUCUAGCUUUUCUACAUGAGGGCAAGCAGAAAAAUGUUCAUGGAAAUAUCAAACCAACCACCAUUUUUCUCGACAAACAAGACAAUGCUAAGAUAUCUGACUUCAGAUUUUCCAGGCUCCAUGACCAGGGAAAGUUACGGGAGGAAGGAACAGUGGUAUACAUGGCACCUGAAUACGCAAAAUAUGACCUCUUAACAACAAAGGCAGAUGUGUAUAGCUUUGGAGUUGUUGUACUUAUAGUUGUUAGCGGAAAGAAAGAAAAGUUUUCAAUGUCUAGCAGCGGGGCUGACACCGAGUACCUUCCAGAUCUCGCGGCACGUGAAAAGCAGAGAGAAGGGCAUUUUAUGAAUCUAGUUGACAAAAGCAUAUCUAACACAGUGGAUUGGGAUCAAGCAGAGACAAUGUUAGAACUAGCAUUGAUGUGCUUGGACCAGUACCCAGAUCAAAGACCAACCAUGUCUCAAGUUGUGAAGGUUUUAAAGGAGCAGCUUCCAUUGAAGGAUCUAAAGGAAAGUUUAAAGCAGCAUUCAGAUCCUCAACCACAUGGUGAGAUUUCCACAACUUAGCUCUCAACUCACCAUUCAAAAUCCAGUGUUUAAGGGACACCAGUGUUUCUGCUUCUCCCAUCAGCACUGCUUGAAGAACAGCACUACAAAUGUAUGCUGCUUUUCACUUGUUCUGAUCUGCUGAAAUAAAUGAAUGGUUUCAAUUCCCAAAACAAUUAAGUGAGCUUUCUGAAACUCACAAGUGAUGGUGCAAGCUGGUUUAAUUCCUUUGGAAAACCAUUUGUUUCAGCACAACAACUCAAAACCAGCAUAGAUUUGUACUUACACACCACCAUUUGAGUUUCAGAAUCUGUAGUGCUUUCCUAUUUUCAAUAUUGUUUGUCUCUCCUCUCUUGCUAGUAUGUUUUGCUUUUGUGAAAUAGUUGUGAUAUAUGACAUGCAUGUACAAUGCUAUUAUUUUAUAUUUUCCACUUUGUAAAUUGUAUGUGUUGUGUUUCAGCACCCCCAAAAUCCAAGUUAUUGGUGCUUUGAGAA